AUGGCUUCCCCUAGCGUUCUCACCUUUGACGCUGAGGGUCGGGCAGUGGACUUUGAGUCGGUCGGCGCUGCGUGUGCCCCGAGCGGGAGACGCCGCACCGGCAAGGGCAAAGGGGGCAAGGGCACUGGAGGAGGUGGAGGGGGCGGUGGAGGUGGUGGUGGAGGCGGUGGAGGGAGUGGGGGUGGCGGUGGGAGUGGUGCUGGGGGUGAUGGCGGCGGCGGCAGCAGUGGAGGCGGCGGAGGCGGUGGAGGUGGCGGAGGGAGCGGAGGCGGCGGAGGUAGCGGAGGCGGUGGAGGUAGUGGAGGAGGCAGAGGUGGGGAGGCGGCGGAGGCGGCGACGGCGGCGGAGGCGGCGGUGGUGGAGCGAGUCGCGACUCAGCGUCGAGGAGUGGCGCCGGUGGUGGUCAGCGCCAGCAGCAGCAGCGGAGUGGUGUGA
Molecule: messenger RNA, 435 nt
Organism: Closterium sp. NIES-65
Lineage: Eukaryota; Viridiplantae; Streptophyta; Zygnematophyceae; Desmidiales; Closteriaceae
Source: the annotation of a GenBank genome assembly